UUCUCUCUUUUUCCCAUCUCUUGGCAGAAUUGAGCAGUGCAUUCCCCAACUCAUUCAGAGAAAGAAGAAAUGAAAAGUUUGCAACUUCUUUCAUUUUUAUUGCUCUCUUAUAUCAUCAUCCCAGCAAAUACAUAUGGAGGAAAGAAAAAAGAGGCACAGGAAUCGCAGAGUCAGCACACUAGGACAAAGAAAGACCACCAAAACUUUGCAACCAAAUUUCGACUCUAUACAGAUGCAACUAAAGAAGACUGUAGGAUUUUUUAUAAUCAGUUGGAGACUCUUGAUAAAUGCAGUUUCAAUGCCUCUCUUCCUCUGGUGAUAAUAGUCCAUGGCUGGUCGGUGGAUGGAAUAUUAGAAAGUUGGAUUUGGAAAAUGGCAGCAGCUCUGAAGUCUCAGCAAAAACAAAUUAAUGUGAUCGUUGCAGACUGGCUUGUAUCUGCUCACCAGCACUACCCCAUUGCUGUACAGAAUACACGCUACAUAGGGCAGGAGAUAGCCAACUUCCUGGAAUGGCUGGAGGAAUCCAUUCAAUUUUCCAGAAGCAAUGCUCAUCUGAUUGGGUACAGCCUAGGAGCUCAUGUUUCAGGAUUUGCUGGAAGUUUUAUCAGUGGUACGAACAAGAUUGGAAGAAUUACAGGCCUUGACCCCGCUGGUCCCUUGUUUGAAGGCAUGUCACCAACAGACCGGUUAUCUCCAGAUGAUGCAAACUUUGUAGACGCGAUUCAUACAUUCACUAAACAGCACAUGGGUCUCAGUGUUGGCAUCAAGCAGCCUGUGGCUCAUUUCGACUUUUACCCCAAUGGAGGCACCUUUCAGCCUGGCUGUCACAUCAUGCAUGUGUAUAACCACAUUGCAGAAUACGGAAUCACUGGCAUUGCUCAAACUGUGAAAUGUGCUCAUGAGAGGUCAGUUCAUUUGUUCAUCGACUCUCUGCUUCACAAUGACAAGCAGAGCACAGCGUACUGGUGCAACGACAUCAACACUUUCAACAAGGGAAUGUGUCUCAGCUGUAGAAAGAACCGGUGCAACACACUGGGCUACAACAUCAGGGAGGAACGGCUCCCAAAAAGCAGACGUCUCUUUCUGAAAACAAGAGCUCGUAUGCCUUUCAAAGUCUAUCAUUAUCAGUUCAAGAUCCACUUCAUCAAUGAAAUCCCAGGCAAGCAUUUAGAGCCAACUUUUACCAUGUCUCUGACAGGCACUAAGGAGGAUGCUAAAAGCUUGCCCAUCACACUAGCUGAAAGUAUAAAUGGGAAUAAAACCUACUCUUUUCUCAUCACCCUGGACACUGAUAUUGGUGAGGUAAUAAUGAUCAAGUUAAAAUGGGAAGGAACUGCAGUUUGGGAAAAUCUCUGGGACACAGUUCAAACCAUAAUGACAUGGACAAAAGGCACCCGUCAACCAGGCCUUAUAGUGAAGACAAUAAAAGUGAAAGCAGGGGAAACACAGCAAAAAGCGACGUUUUGUUCUCAAAGCAUUGACAACCUUCACCUUUAUCCAGCACAAGAGAAAACAUUCGUGAGAUGUGAAGAUCGCUUUCAGGGGCAAAACAGAAAAUGAGUAAGAACACAAAAAUCAACAACUUGCCAAGAUACAUUCAAAAUAAUACACAUCUAGCAAAAUGUUUUAAAAAGAUGCAGCUACAUUACAUUUAAAUAUCCUGAUAGUUUCAGAGGUGGUGAAGAAAAUAUACUAAAACUUUAGAUUUUGUGAUGCAAUAGUAAGCUGAAAUAGUGCUUUGUCCAUCUAGGAGCCUGCUCUCAAAGAGAUCAAUGAGUGAUUUCAAGACAACUCUCAAUUUUAAAUUGUUUAAAGUUUUAGAGAAACAGCCGCUCACUAGGAAUAGAAGAAUUGCUCUUGGAAAGAAUCAUCUCGAUAAGCUUUUGGAAAACUGUAUUUUGUUCAAUUUAAGGGAAAAAAAGCCUCAUUUCCCAUUAAAUACUUUGAAACAUUAAUAGCUACUACUGUCAGUUAAAACUUUCUUGUAUUAUUUCCUCAUGAAGGGGAAAUUCGUUAAUUCAUAGAAGGAAAUAUUCCCAAAUAGAUAAAAUUGUUAACAAAGAGUUUGAGCUUUUUACUUUAUAAAAUUCCAAAACUAAAAUGCAUCUCAACAUACAGAAUGCUUGAGGUAUUGUUCAUAACCAUAUGACCCUAAAAAUGCUUUGUUGUUUAACCAUUUUAAAGUACUGAUUUAAAUUACUAGUAAUUGAAUUAUUUUAUUGAUGCUUAUUAUACUACACACAAUUCUAGCACAACUAAGUUAACUUUUGCUUUAAAAUCAUACUUUCAUGAGCAGGUAAUGCCUGGAGAUUUUUAGAUUUUAAAUUACUGUUUAGCAGAUUUUUAGUAUUAUUUGGAACUACAUGAAUAAAUGAAAAUGGUAAAACCCUCAAACAUCUUCAGUCAUGAUCUUAUAAAUUCAGACAUACAAUUCCCUUGUUUCUUAUGUCAGAAUAGAAACUUCAUAAACAUUAUUGUCUCAGAUUAUUUUUAUGGUUAGUGCAUACUGAAAUGUUUGUAUGUCAGAGUAUUUAAUUUGUCACUUCGUAAUGCUAGGCACAAGAUUCAUUAAAAAAUAUGUUUCUACA
Messenger RNA from Pezoporus occidentalis (night parrot), 2588 nucleotides. It is a transcript of the gene LIPC, whose product is annotated as lipase C, hepatic type. The record is from RefSeq and is a predicted model, not a curated record. Gene Ontology annotation, molecular function: apolipoprotein binding; lipoprotein lipase activity. Bases 70 to 1560 code for a protein of 496 amino acids. The transcript has 9 exons. Gene Ontology annotation, biological process: triglyceride catabolic process; fatty acid biosynthetic process. NCBI's taxonomy places the organism in Eukaryota, Metazoa, Chordata, Aves, Psittaciformes, Psittacidae.